GAAAAACAUGAUAUUGGUCCCCACUACGAUAUUUCUUCAAAACCAACAGAAAUGAGAGAGAGGACAUUGUUUCUCAACAUGUCAAUUGUCAUAUUUAGUGCAGUUGGGAAUAAUUGAGCAGAUGAAAAAUGCAUGAAUAAGGAACUUUAUGGAGAAAAAAAGCUCAACUAUUCUUCCACAUUAUAAAAGCUCUAUGAACACAAGUGAGUUAUUCAUCCUUGGAAGGGACAGCUCUCUCUAACUUUAAAAAAAAAAAAUAAUAAAAAAUAAAAAAAAAAUCUUAAGAAGUUGUAUUCCCCCUGAUGGAUUCUUUUUCUUCUUCCUUCCUCUCAUCAAUACCACAUACAAAGGUCCCUAAUGUUCUAAUUAGACACCCAUCAUCACCCCCUCGAAUUUACAUUUCUUCAGUGCGAAUCGAAGAUAAGCCUCAGGGAGCCAUAAAUUCAUCACCUACACCCACCAUCCCGUCCUCAUUACCAACAUCCCAAAAUACCAAAGCUCCAAAAUCAUCAUCGCCUCCACCUACCACUGAAACUCAGCCUAAAAGCACCCCCUUGCCAACAGCCACAGAAAGGAGGUAUAAAACACAACAAUCACUCCCAUCAACAUUUUUAAAUACACUAGAUGACAUUAUCAAUCAGUUCAUUGAUCCUCCCACGCGACCAUCAGUUGACCCGAGGUUUAUCCUCUCAGAUAAUUUUGCUCCGGUGGAAGAGCUCCCUCCUACAGAAUGUGAGAUUGAAGAGGGUGCCCUGCCCUCGUGCCUUGAUGGGGCCUACAUCCGCAAUGGCCCCAACCCACAGUUUCUUCCCCGUGGGCCCUACCACCUGUUUGACGGGGAUGGAAUGCUCCAUAGCAUCCGCAUUUCUAAUGGCAAGGCCAUCUUGUGUAGUAGAUAUGUCAAGACAUACAAGUAUGAAAUUGAGCGAGAAGCAGGAUCCAGUAUUUUACCCAAUGUCUUCUCAGGGUUCAAUGGCCUUAUAGGAUCUGCAGCUCGGGGAUCACUAGCUGCUGCAAGAAUGAUUGCUGGGCAAUAUAACCCAAGCAACGGAAUUGGGUUAGCCAACACUAGCCUAGCCUUCUUUGGCAACAAGCUCUAUGCUCUUGGUGAAUCAGACCUCCCAUAUGAGGUCAAAUUGACUCCAAAUGGAGACAUUCAAACUGUUGGCCGCAACGAUUUUGAAGGAAAGCUCUUCAUGAGCAUGACUGCUCACCCUAAGGUUGAUUUAGAGACAGGGGAGGCAUUUGCCUUCCGUUAUGGUCCUAUGCCACCAUUUCUCACCUACUUCCGAUUUGAUUCCAAGGGAAACAAACAAGCUGAUGUGCCCAUCUAUUCAAUGACGAGUCCCUCAUUCCUUCACGACUUUACUAUUACAAAGAAGUAUGCAAUAUUUCCAGAUAUCCAAAUUACAAUGAACCCUUCUGAAAUGAUCCUAGGAGGUGGAUCACCCGUGGGUUUGGACCCAACGAAGGUAUCAAGAAUUGGAGUGAUUCCAAGGUAUGCCAAUGAUGAGAGGGAUAUGAGAUGGUUUGAUGUGCCAGGAUUAAAUCUAAUACAUGCCACCAAUGCAUGGGAUGAGGUCAAUGAGGAUGGAAAUGAAGCCAUUGUCAUAGUGGCUCCAAACAUAAUAUCUGCUGAACACACGUUAGAACGAAUGGAUCUUGUCCAUGCAUUAAUUGAGAUGAUCAGGAUUGAUCUCAAGACAGGGGUGGUCUCCAGGCAGCCAAUGUCAGCUAGAAACCUUGACUUUACAGUCAUUAAUCCUAACUAUUUGGGGAAGAAGAACAAGUAUGUUUAUGCAGCAAUUGGAGAUCCAAUGCCAAAGAUAACAGGAGUGGUGAAGAUGGAUGUGUCGGUGGCACAAGAUCGACGGGAAUGUAUAGUGGCAAGCCGGAUAUUUGGUCCAAGAUGCUAUGGAGGUGAGCCAUUUUUUGUGGCAACUAAUCCAGAUGAUCCCAAUGCGGAUGAGGACGAAGGAUACCUUAUCUCAUAUGUUCAUGAUGAAACUACGGGAGAGUCAAGGUUCCUAGUCAUGGAUACAAAGUCACCUAAUCUUGAUGUUGUUGCCUCAGUGAAGCUACCACAGCGUGUACCCUAUGGGUUCCAUGGCUUGUUUGUAAGGGACAAAAAUCUUUAAGAUCAUAGUCCUAUAGGUCACAUUUCAGAAGCAUUCUAAGCCACAACCACACCAUGUUUCACCCCGCCCCAAAAAACAUCUAAUGAGCUUAUAUGCUGUAGUCAUACAUGUAUAUACUAGGAGUCUAGGACUAGCAAGUUGUAUCUGAAAGGGAACAAAAAAAAAAACUUAUGGUGUUAAUUUUCAUGGUUCUGCAGGACACAGAAAGGCAGGAUUGUAACAUAUUAUAUAAGCAAUUUGAGUACAUAGUUCUCUUUCAAA
Molecule: messenger RNA, 2399 nt
Organism: Chenopodium quinoa (quinoa)
Lineage: Eukaryota; Viridiplantae; Streptophyta; Magnoliopsida; Caryophyllales; Amaranthaceae
Product: probable carotenoid cleavage dioxygenase 4, chloroplastic
Exons: 1
Coding region: 303-2138 (611 amino acids)
Biological process (GO): carotene catabolic process
Cellular component (GO): chloroplast stroma
Molecular function (GO): carotenoid dioxygenase activity
Source: RefSeq, a predicted model, not a curated record